AUGUGUGCUGCUAGAUCUUCGGGGCUUUUACCAGCUUGGACUGGGAUGAUUGUUAGAAUAUUUGAACAUUGCACAGAGCAGCAUCAAAAGCGUGCGCUCUCUCUCUUUCUCUCCGCCCACGUGCUGGCUGCGUCUCAACAAUCACUCACGCCGUCGUCGGUUUUCUCCGCCCACGGCUGCUUCCAACGGAUGGCCACCACGGAGUCCGAUCACGAUUACGACUUUCCGAAUCUCGAUUACGACCUCCGCUAUCUGAGCCUCGCCGGAACCGAUGCCUUCGCCGCCUUCCAAAAUCUAUUACCGGAUUCUAUCACUUCAUUUUCAACUUGUGGACUGACAGACCCUUUUUCUUCCCAAAACCUCACUCCCAAGCAUUCCACCAUCACUGCCACAAUUGAUUCUCAGUCAUCCAUUUGUGGCACUGCUAAUGUUGGUAGUCCAGUGUCAGCUAAUAAACCAGAGGGCAGAAAGAAUCAUACGAAAGGAGCCACAAGUGGUUCCUCUGAGCCAUCUGAUGAAGAUGAUGAAGCAGGUCCUUGUGAACAUAGCACAAAUGCAGUUGAUAUGAAGCGUCUUAGAAGGAAGGUUUCUAAUCGCGAUUCUGCCAGAAGGUCAAGAAGAAGAAAACAAGCGCAGUUGGCUGACCUAGAGCUGCAGGUUGAAAAACUGAAAGUGGAAAAUGCAACCCUGUACAAGCAGUUCAAUGAUGCUAGUCAACAUUUUCGCGAGGCUGAUACGAACAACCGGGUGCUAAAAUCAGACGUAGAAGCCUUGAGAGCUAAGGUGAAGUUAGCAGAAGACAUGGUGACUAGGGGCUCUUUCACUACGUUAAACAAUCAGCUUCUUCCCACACAGUGUCAAAUGAGCACGCCCCCGCCGCUAAACACGACUAAUCUGCGCCACAUGGCACAUGUUUCGCCAACCAUCACUGUGCAUGGAAAUGAUGGCUCAUACAAUGGUGCCACAGUUUGUGGACAGAAUUCAGACCUUGGAAACUUGGACAUGUGUUUCAACGGCAUGAACAAUGUGAAUGGAGUUAUGAGCGAUGGCAUGAGUUGUGGGACAACUUCUGCACAACCUAUUGCAAUAUUACUCUGCAUGAUUAAAUUUUAUGCACAUUUAUAUGCUUUCUAUUACUGCUUCUAUGCCAGAACUAUUCAUGAGUGA
Sphenostylis stenocarpa is the source of this 1167-nucleotide messenger RNA. The record is from the annotation of a GenBank genome assembly. Lineage: Eukaryota; Viridiplantae; Streptophyta; Magnoliopsida; Fabales; Fabaceae.